Messenger RNA from Rana temporaria (common frog), 1225 nucleotides. RefSeq lists its product as uncharacterized. The transcript is spliced from 2 exons. NCBI's taxonomy places the organism in Eukaryota, Metazoa, Chordata, Amphibia, Anura, Ranidae. The coding region runs from base 144 to 1157 and encodes 337 amino acids. Gene Ontology annotation, molecular function: DNA binding. The record is from RefSeq and is a predicted model, not a curated record.
AAGGGACAAUUGAUCACACGCAUCUUGCUUGUACAGUAAACAGUAAAUACAUGACAGGUUAUAUUAGCCAACUAUAGACUAAAGACAUAUGCCGAGAUUGGUUAAGCAUAAGUUAAUAUGUUCUUUUUCAAAAACUUGUUUUAAUGGCAGAUUUAAAAACAAAGUGGUGUGCAGUAAAAGAAGACCUUGAAAGUCAACUGAAAGCACAGAAAACUGAAAAAAAGACUGCUCCAACUAAGAUGAUGCCGACAGAGAGAUACCUAACUGCUUCAUCAAACAAAACAAAUGCAAACAAUGAUGUCAAUGAAAGUAGAGGCAUGGAGAAAGAAAUAGUUCUGAGCGAGAACCUUGAGACAUCCUCAAUACAUCGUGUAAAAAUCACCAUUCCAAACAAAAUAUCAGAGAAUGUAAGUAAGAAAACUAAAGUGUCUGAAAAUGUAACCAUGAAAAAUAAAGAGCAAUUGGGGAAAACAGAGGAUGCUGGGACAUCCACAAGACAACAUGUCACAGAUAACUUUACUCACAAAGUAUCUCAAUAUAUACUCUUGAAAACCGAAGAGCAAGUCGAGCAAACAGGGGAUUUAAUGACACCCACAAGACAGCACACCACAACUACUGCCUCUCAAAAGAUAUCCAAAUAUGUGCCCAAGAAAACUAAAGAUCAAGUAAGGCAAAAAGAGGAUUCUCUGGCAUACACAAAACAACAUGUUCCUGCUACUACCACAUGCAAAAUAUCGAAACAUAUACCCAAGAAAACUGAAGAACAAGAGGAACACAAAAAAGAUUCUGGGACAAGUACACAAGGGGCUUCCAUAGAUACUGCUACCCAGCCAAUAUCUGAAUCCAUGUCAUUGUACGUUCAAGAGGAGGAACAAUGCUAUGAAACUGUCAUUAAUUUGUUACAAAAUCUGCUGAACAAACAAGAGAGUAUACACCCUCAGGAUGAACAUAUUACUUUUCUGAUGAGUCUUGCUCCAUACAUUAAACAUGUACCCGAGAGCCAGCAGCUAUCAAUGAGAGUUAGUGUAAUGAACACAAUUCUUUCAUUCAUUCCAUCUCUAUCUGACUCUUAUCACUCUUUGACAACCACUCAGUCACCUUUCACAGACGAUCAUCAAAGACAGGCAACAGCUCCCCAUUCGUCAAAGACCUUAUAGGCUUUAAAAACACUUAAUUUCAGUUACAUAAUAAGUCCUGCUAUAAGAAGGUGUCACAGGAAAAUAUG